AUGUUUCCCACGCGUGCCCUCCUGGGCCGUUCCGUCUGGAAAGAAAAAAAAAAACAAAAAACUAACGGAAUAAAUCUACUUAGUCUCCCCCUUCCCCGCAAACUCCCCGCUCCACCAGGAACACCACCCAUCAAGACGCAGAAGCGCGGCGCCACUAUCCUCCCCAAUUUCGUGGGAUUGAGGUUCUCGGUCCACAACGGGAAGAUUUAUCAGGAUGUUAUGAUUACGGAGGAGAUGGUCGGGAGGAAGUUGGGGGAGUUUGUUGCGACUCGGAAGAGGUUUUCGUAUAAGCAGUCGAAGAACAGGUAG
Aspergillus sclerotioniger CBS 115572 is the source of this 309-nucleotide messenger RNA. Its product is annotated as mitochondrial 37S ribosomal protein uS19m. Gene Ontology annotation, biological process: ribosomal small subunit assembly; translation. The coding region runs from base 1 to 309 and encodes 102 amino acids. Gene Ontology annotation, cellular component: ribosome; cytosolic small ribosomal subunit. The record is from RefSeq and is a predicted model, not a curated record. Gene Ontology annotation, molecular function: structural constituent of ribosome; RNA binding. The transcript has 3 exons. NCBI's taxonomy places the organism in Eukaryota, Fungi, Ascomycota, Eurotiomycetes, Eurotiales, Aspergillaceae.